AUGUCACUCCCCAGCGCCGAGCCCUGCUCCCCGGAGGAGCCCCGGGCGGAGGAGGAAGCGGCGCUGCCGCCCCCCGGCUCCGAGCCCGCCGCUGCUCCCGCUCCUCCUCUCGCUGCUCCCGGCGCCGUGCGCGAGGCGGGGCCGCCGGAGCCGCGCUCUUCGGGCCCGGAGCGGCCCUCGGAGCCGGCGGCCGGGGCCAUGGCCGAGGCCGAUCGGGAGCUGCGCGUCCCCUUCAUCGAGGCGGAGGAGACUCAGAAUGAGACUGAGACUGAGGAGGCGGCGGCGGGGGCGGCCGGCGGCGGAUGGCGCUGCGGGCGCUGCGCGGAAGGAGCCGCGCUGCGCUGGUGCAUCUCCGGGACGCUCUGCGCCUCCUUCCUGGGGCUGGGGAUGAUCAUCGCGGUGCUGGGUCCCACCUUCCCCACCCUGGCCGCCAAUGUCGGCAAGAACGUCAGCGACAUCUACUACAUCUUCGUGGGCCGGUCCUUGGGCUCCCUGGGCGGGUCGGUGGUCGGCGGGGUGCUCCUGGACUGCAUGAAUCCCUCUCUGCUGCUCGCCUUCUCCAUGCUUGGAACAGCAGCUGGUCUUUAUGUGAUACCCUGGUGUAAGCAAUCCCUGGUAUUGACCAUCUUGAUGUCAGUUAUUGGAGGUUUCUUGGGAAUUCUGGACACAGGUGCCAAUGUACUGGCACUGUAUACCUGGGGAUCAGAGGCUGGGCCACACUUGCAGGCUUUGCACUUCAGUUUUGCUGCUGGUGCAGUUUUGGCUCCUAUGGUGGCUCAAAUGGACUUGGGGAGUUCUACAUCUGAGGAACUUGCAAGGGAUGAAAAGACAAACCAGUCUGUCCUCAGGUCUGUGCCGACAGCAUCAGCUGCAUCAACUACAUCAGCACCGAAUGACCAUCACAAUGAGAGCUUUUUGUGGUCCUAUAUUUUCAUAGGGACCUAUAUUCUCUUAGUUUCCAUCUUCUUUUUUGCUUUGUUUUCAAAGAGCAGCUCAACUAGAGACAAAUCAAAGGCUUCUGCGCAGAAGGACAAGCUUGCCAAAUACCACUGGCCUCUCGUUGGUCUCCUGUUCAUGUUCUUCUUGUUCUACGUGGGAGCUGAGGUCACUUACGGCUCCUAUGUGUACACUUAUGCACUGGUCUUUGCUGAGAUGAAGGAAAGCGAAGCAGCCAUCCUGAACUCUGUCUUCUGGGGCACGUUUGCCGUGUGCAGAGGCGCGGCGGUGUUCGGCGCUGCUUUCCUGUCCCCUGCCACCAUGAUCGUGGUGAGCCUCCUGUGCUCCGCUGCCUCCUCCACUGCUCUGGCCUUCUUCGCCCACUACCGGGCCGUGCUGUGGGUGGGCACCGCCGUGUAUGGAGCGUCCAUGGCCACCGUCUUCCCCAGCGGCAUCGCCUGGAUCGAGCAGUACAUGGUGGUGGAAGGGAAAACGGCCUCUCUGUUCGUGGUGGGCGCGGCGCUGGGCGAGAUGUGCAUCCCCGUGGCGGUGGGCUAUCUCCAAGGCAGGCACCACCAGGUCCCUGUCGUUAUGUACACCACCUUUGCCACCUCCAUGGUGACACUCCUGCUCUUCCCCGCCAUGUACAAACUGGCCAACUGGCCCCAGCAGCGUGACUCGCAAGAAGUGAGCGACAGGGAGACCCGGAAAACUUUGUUGUCGAACUCGAGGCUCACUGAGGAUGAGGAGGAGGAGGAGCAGGAGCAGGAGAGAGAGUGGAAUGAUGCAGACUUUGAGGUAGUAGAAAUGAAUAACAAGCUGAAAAACUCUCUGAUGGACACCUCCUGUAGGAUAGCAGGGGACUCUCCAGCCGAAAUCUCUCUCCAGCCCCAUCUGGACAAUGCAUUGGGUGAUCCUCCAGUGGUUGCUGAUGGCUCCCCCAGGAGACAAAAUGGGAGUGUGGACUGGGAGAAGAGUGAAUAGAAUUAAAGCUGACUUUUUUUUAAAUGGAAAUGCAAUUGAAUUGUAGCUGUUGUCAAGUGGUUCGGGAGUUCUUUCAUAGUGGUGCAGAGUUCAGCAUGUUCAUUUUCCCAGUCCUUUCUCCUCUUUCAUUUUCAGCCUGCAGGGAUAUGUAUUGGAGUGGGAAGUUCCUCAGUGAUGUGAAAGGGGCAAAGUGAUAAAUGUUUGGCUAUGCCAAAACUGCUAAAAUGUAAAAGAUGCUUUCUAAAUAUGAGGCACGCAUCCAAGGAAGAGAUGCUGUAAUAACUGGGAAAGAAGGGGACUGCUCAGUUUUUUGAGGUGGGUGAAAGGUGCAGGUCUGAGAUGGUUUGUCACAAAAUGGUUUCAUGAGAGAGGAGAGACAUCGGUUACCAGUAAUGCUGAACUUUCUUACCUUGAGAAGGAGGAAUGUUUCUACUGUGUUUGAAAGUUGUGUGUGAUCAAAUCAGGUAAAAUUUCUGGUGAUGCCCAGCAGCUGUAAAUUGAAUAACCUUUUGGCAAACUACAGAAAUUUUUGGUUCUGAGACAAAGACAAGAAAAUAAUGGGAAUUAUUUCUUAGGAGUGAAACCUUGCCUUUGGGUCACUUAGAAGCAGUUUAUGAGAAAGGGCACAAAAUGGGCCAUUGUUUACCUGCUCAAAUGCAUAACUCCAACCUACUAAACAGUGGCAACAAAUCUAAAUAAUCUAAAGUAUUUUUCUAAUUUUAAUUAUGGCACUAAGGCUGAAAUCAACAAAUGUGCAGAGAAGACAAUAAAAUUAUCAUGUAAUCUU
This is a messenger RNA of Serinus canaria (Common canary), 2707 nucleotides long. It is a transcript of the gene SLC60A2, whose product is annotated as major facilitator superfamily domain containing 4B. Gene Ontology annotation, biological process: transmembrane transport. The coding region runs from base 1 to 1920 and encodes 639 amino acids. The record is from RefSeq and is a predicted model, not a curated record. Lineage: Eukaryota; Metazoa; Chordata; Aves; Passeriformes; Fringillidae. The transcript is spliced from 4 exons.